This is a messenger RNA of Alosa alosa (allis shad), 355 nucleotides long. RefSeq names its product histone H4. Lineage: Eukaryota; Metazoa; Chordata; Actinopteri; Clupeiformes; Clupeidae. The coding region runs from base 20 to 331 and encodes 103 amino acids. The record is from RefSeq and is a predicted model, not a curated record. The transcript has a single exon. Gene Ontology annotation, biological process: nucleosome assembly. Gene Ontology annotation, cellular component: nucleosome. Gene Ontology annotation, molecular function: protein heterodimerization activity; structural constituent of chromatin; DNA binding.
GUCGCAGGAAGAAUUGAAGAUGUCUGGCAGAGGCAAAGGAGGCAAGGGUCUUGGAAAGGGAGGCGCUAAGCGUCACCGUAAAGUUCUUCGUGAUAACAUCCAGGGUAUCACCAAGCCUGCAAUCAGGCGUCUGGCUCGCCGUGGUGGUGUAAAGCGCAUAUCUGGUCUCAUCUACGAAGAAACUCGCGGCGUGCUGAAAGUGUUCCUUGAGAACGUUAUCCGUGACGCUGUUACCUACACCGAGCAUGCAAAGAGAAAGACCGUGACCGCAAUGGACGUUGUCUAUGCUCUGAAACGCCAGGGUCGUACUCUGUACGGGUUUGGUGGUUAAAGAUCAGAUUUCUCCAUCUAUCUA